This is a messenger RNA of Clarias gariepinus (North African catfish), 793 nucleotides long. RefSeq names its product podocalyxin-like (gene podxl). The record is from RefSeq and is a predicted model, not a curated record. NCBI's taxonomy places the organism in Eukaryota, Metazoa, Chordata, Actinopteri, Siluriformes, Clariidae. The transcript has 6 exons. Gene Ontology annotation, biological process: positive regulation of cell-cell adhesion mediated by integrin; cell migration; regulation of microvillus assembly. Bases 184 to 723 code for a protein of 179 amino acids. Gene Ontology annotation, cellular component: microvillus membrane; apical plasma membrane.
ACAACAUCAGCUGCAGCAACAACAACAUCAGCUGCAGCAACAACAACAUCAGCAGCAGCAACAAGAACAUCAGCAGCAACAACAGCAACAACAACAACAGCAGCAGCAACAACAGUAACCACAACAACAACCACAACAGCAGGGAAACCUCUACCACAUGCCACGGAAUUAAAACUAAUUUCUAUGGCAGUAACUCCAAACAGCAAUGGGACAAAGUGUGAAAAAAUUUGCGCAUUGCUGUUUGAAAUAAACGGAGGAACUGGUAACUGCACCAUGAAUGGAUACGAGAUAGAAAAGCAUUUUAAAGUCAAAAGUAUACAACCACUGCCAAGUGAGAAGGAAGCCGUAACACCAAAGAAAAAUGAUUCUGAGCCCACAGAACAGCCGGAUGCAGAUUCCAACAUGACAUUGAUCGCCGUCUUGGCAUCAUGCGGUGCACUGGCUCUUAUCCUGAUUGCGUUUGCUGUGUAUUGCAGCUACCAUCGCUUAUCCUACAGGAAAAACCAGCAACACCUGACUGAAGAGCUGCAGACGGUUGAGAACGGGUACCACGACAACCCGACACUGGAAGUGAUGGAGGUGCAGCCGGAGGUGCAGGAGAAGAAGUUGCCGCUGGAAAAGAAGUUGGUGCUGAAUGGAGAGUUUAAUGACAGCUGGAUUGUUCCCUUUGACAACCUUGGCAAAGACGACAUACCAGAUGAGGAGGAGGACACACACCUGUAAAGCGUGCAAGCCCAUCAGCUUUCUGAUCAUUUUACAAAACAGACUUUCACUGAAACAGACUGUGUAAAAA